Sciurus carolinensis (gray squirrel) is the source of this 5633-nucleotide messenger RNA. RefSeq names its product ELKS/RAB6-interacting/CAST family member 1 (gene Erc1). The record is from RefSeq and is a predicted model, not a curated record. Gene Ontology annotation, cellular component: cytoskeleton of presynaptic active zone. Lineage: Eukaryota; Metazoa; Chordata; Mammalia; Rodentia; Sciuridae. Gene Ontology annotation, molecular function: structural constituent of presynaptic active zone. Gene Ontology annotation, biological process: regulation of synaptic plasticity; maintenance of presynaptic active zone structure; neuromuscular synaptic transmission. The coding region runs from base 399 to 3848 and encodes 1149 amino acids. The transcript is spliced from 21 exons.
CGCGCCGUGGCUGUGGCGGCGGCGGCGGCUGUGGUAGUGGCUGCGGCGGGGGCGCCCGGGCGGCAGUGGCAGCAACAGCAGAAGCAGCCCGGACGAGGGUGAGACGGCCGUGGUGGCGGCAGCUCGGAAGUCGGGCGAGACUUCGCGCUUCCCGCCUGUCGCUGGCGCUGAGGCUUCUGCUUUUCCUACCGGGCUCCUCGCCCCCGGCCCUAGUUGGGCAGGGCAGAGCGCCCCCGGGGAGGGGCGGAGCUGUAGAUAUGGCGUAAGAUAUUCAAGAUUGGACUGCUGGUGACCUGAUAUUUCUGAUAGCCUUAAGCUGACUUAUAGCCAUAGAGAAAUCUCUCCAUUUUUGUUUUCUGCUUUACAUCUUUUGUGGCACCUAAGUUCACCUUGCAACCAUGUAUGGAAGUGCUCGCUCAGUUGGGAAGGUGGAACCAAGCAACCAGAGUCCUGGGCGUUCACCUAGGCUUCCCCGUUCCCCUCGCUUAGGUCAUCGUCGAACCAAUAGUACAGGAGGGAGUUCUGGAAGCAGUGUUGGAGGUGGCAGUGGGAAAACCCUUUCAAUGGAGAAUAUACAAUCCUUAAAUGCUGCCUAUGCUACAUCUGGCCCUAUGUACUUAAGUGACCAUGAAAAUGUGGGUUCAGAAACACCAAAAAGCACCAUGACACUUGGCCGUUCUGGGGGACGUCUGCCUUAUGGUGUUAGGAUGACUGCUAUGGGCAGUAGUCCCAACAUAGCCAGCAGUGGGGUUGCUAGUGACACCAUAGCAUUUGGAGAGCAUCACCUCCCUCCUGUGAGUAUGGCGUCCACUGUACCUCACUCUCUUCGUCAGGCAAGAGAUAACACAAUCAUGGAUCUGCAGACACAGCUAAAGGAAGUGUUAAGGGAAAAUGAUCUCUUGCGGAAGGAUGUGGAAGUAAAGGAGAGCAAAUUGAGUUCUUCAAUGAAUAGCAUCAAGACCUUCUGGAGCCCAGAGUUGAAGAAAGAGCGAGCCCUUCGAAAAGAUGAAGCUUCCAAAAUCACCAUUUGGAAGGAACAGUAUAGAGUUGUGCAGGAGGAAAACCAGCACAUGCAGAUGACAAUCCAGGCUCUCCAGGAUGAAUUGCGGAUCCAGAGGGACCUGAAUCAGUUGUUUCAGCAAGACAGUAGCAGUAGGACAGGCGAACCUUGUGUGGCAGAGCUGACAGAGGAGAACUUCCAGAGGCUGCAUGCUGAACAUGAGCGGCAGGCCAAAGAGCUGUUCCUUCUACGAAAGACCCUGGAGGAAAUGGAGCUGCGUAUUGAGACACAGAAGCAAACACUGAAUGCUCGGGAUGAGUCCAUUAAGAAGCUUCUGGAGAUGUUACAGAGCAAAGGUCUUUCUGCCAAGGCUACUGAGGAAGACCAUGAGAGAACAAGACGGCUGGCAGAGGCAGAGAUGCACGUCCACCACCUAGAAAGCCUUUUGGAGCAGAAGGAAAAAGAGAACAGUAUGCUGAGAGAGGAGAUGCACCGGAGGUUUGAAAAUGCUCCCGAUUCUGCCAAGACCAAGGCUCUGCAAACUGUUAUUGAGAUGAAGGAUUCAAAAAUUUCCUCUAUGGAGCGUGGGCUCCGGGACCUGGAAGAGGAAAUUCAGAUGCUGAAAUCAAAUGGGGCUUUGAGUACUGAAGAACGGGAGGAAGAAAUGAAGCAAAUGGAAGUGUAUCGCAGCCAUUCUAAAUUUAUGAAAAACAAGGUAGAGCAACUGAAGGAGGAACUAAAUUCGAAAGAGGCUCAAGGGGAGGAGCUGAAAAAGAGAGCAGCUGGUCUUCAGGCUGAGAUUGGUCAGGUGAAACAGGAGCUGUCCAGAAAAGACACAGAACUACUAGCCCUACAGACAAAGCUAGAAACGCUCACAAACCAGUUCUCAGACAGUAAACAACACAUUGAGGUGCUGAAGGAGUCCUUGACUGCUAAGGAACAAAGAGCCGCCAUCUUGCAGACUGAGGUGGAUGCUCUCCGGUUGCGUUUGGAAGAAAAGGAAACCAUGCUGAAUAAGAAGACAAAGCAAAUUCAGGAUAUGGCUGAGGAAAAAGGGACACAAGCUGGAGAGAUACAUGACCUCAAGGACAUGCUGGAUGUGAAGGAACGGAAGGUUAAUGUUCUUCAGAAGAAGAUUGAAAAUCUUCAAGAGCAACUUAGAGAUAAGGAAAAGCAGAUGAGCAGCUUGAAAGAACGAGUCAAAUCCUUGCAGGCUGACACCACCAACACUGACACUGCCCUUACGACUUUGGAGGAGGCCCUUGCAGAGAAAGAGCGGACAAUUGAACGCUUAAAGGAACAGCGGGAUAGAGAUGAGCGAGAGAAGCAAGAGGAAAUUGAUAACUACAAAAAAGAUCUUAAAGACUUGAAAGAAAAAGUUAGCCUAUUGCAAGGAGACCUUUCAGAGAAAGAGGCUUCACUCUUGGAUCUGAAAGAGCAUGCUUCUUCCCUGGCUUCUUCAGGACUGAAGAAGGACUCAAGGCUCAAGACACUGGAGAUUGCUCUGGAGCAGAAGAAGGAGGAAUGUCUGAAAAUGGAAUCGCAGUUGAAAAAGGCACAUGAAGCAACAUUGGAAGCUAGAGCCAGUCCAGAGAUGAAUGACCGAAUACAGCAGUUAGAAAGGGAGAUUGCCAGGUACAAAGAUGAAUCUAGCAAGGCCCAGGCAGAAGUGGACCGCCUUUUGGAAAUCUUGAAGGAGGUGGAAAAUGAGAAGAAUGAUAAAGAUAAGAAGAUAGCUGAAUUGGAAAGAAAGCCAGUCUCCCGCAAAUUGUAUCCUCCACGCCAGGUUUCUGUCCCUGCACCGUCAGGGGGGUUUGUUUGGGACUUCCUGGGAAAUCUCACCUCAAGGCAAGUGAAAGACCAGAAUAAGAAGGUAGCAAAUCUGAAGCACAAGGAACAGGUGGAGAAAAAGAAGAGCGCACAGAUGCUAGAGGAGGCCCGGCGGAGAGAGGACAAUCUCAACGAUAGCUCCCAGCAGCUACAGGACAGUCUCCGUAAGAAGGAUGACAGGAUUGAAGAACUGGAAGAAGCACUGAGAGAAAGUGUACAGAUAACUGCAGAGCGGGAAAUGGUGCUGGCACAAGAGGAAUCAGCCAGGACCAAUGCUGAGAAACAGGUGGAGGAGCUGUUGAUGGCCAUGGAGAAAGUAAAGCAGGAACUAGAGUCCAUGAAAGCAAAGCUGUCUUCCACUCAGCAGUCUCUGGCAGAAAAGGAAACUCAUUUGACCAAUCUUCGGGCAGAGAGAAGGAAACACUUAGAGGAAGUUCUGGAGAUGAAGCAAGAAGCUCUUCUGGCUGCCAUUAGUGAAAAAGAUGCCAAUAUAGCUCUUUUAGAACUUUCAUCCUCUAAGAAAAAGACCCAAGAGGAAGUGGCUGCGCUUAAACGUGAGAAGGAUCGCCUGGUACAGCAGCUCAAACAGCAGACACAAAAUCGAAUGAAGCUAAUGGCUGACAACUACGAGGACGACCACUUCAAGUCCUCCCAUUCCAGUCAAACGAAUCAUAAACCCUCCCCAGACCAGAUUAUUCAGCCCCUCUUAGAACUUGACCAAAAUAGAAGCAAGUUAAAGUUGUAUAUUGGACACCUGACAGCCCUCUGCCAUGACCGAGACCCCCUAAUCCUUCGUGGACUCACUCCACCAGCUUCCUAUAACUUAGACGAUGACCAGGCAGCUUGGGAGAAUGAGCUGCAGAAGAUGACCCAGGAACAGCUUCAGGAUGAGUUGGAAAAAGGUGAACGGGACAAUGCAGAACUGCAGGAGUUUGCCAAUGCCAUUCUUCAGCAGAUAGCAGACCACUGCCCUGACAUCCUGGAGCAAGUGGUCAAUGCACUGGAAGAGUCAUCCUGACCCUGCUUCAUCGGGAGUGACCAGCCCAGCAGCCCCAGAGAGGAGCCAAGAAAGGAAAACCAUGAGGAACAGGCAUCCAGAAACUUCUUAGCACCAAACACUACAAACCACAUGAUGUCUUGCUCACUUGAAGAAGUGCGAUUCCAGCCUGUUCGUACGUCUGUCAUCUUGCUCUGCCUUUCUGCUUUGAAUGUUGUGUCUACACUAAUGUCCUUGACGUCCAAGGUGGUAAAUGACCACAUCUCUAUGAAGAACUACCUUCCAGUCAUCAGCCCUGGGGAGCUAGGGAAGCUGGUGGCUCUGCUCUUAAAGGUCCAUGAAGUAGAGUCCACUCACCUUCCUCUGAUGUGAGAAACAAAUCUGGAAUCUUCUCAGAGUUCAACAUGCUGAGAAAAUACUCACAGUGGACCAGAGAGUUGAGUGUUCUAAUAUCACAAUGGGUGCUUUCUUCUAAAAGGAUAAAAAAAAUAAUCUCAAAAAGAGAAGGGGGAAGGAGGUCAGAGACAGUGAAAACCCAACUUUUCUCUUUUUCUUUACUGUCCUGUGUUUUCUCCUCCUGUGUAGUGUUUUACAUGGAGGGUGCAGACAGGCCUCAUGCAGGCUUAGGAGGCAUUCAACCCCAAGUUUUAAAUCUUCACCCCCCUGUUCUGUCUGUCUCACCCUUCUUUGCUGUUCCUCAGUUCACAGGAAGAGGAUGUGAACAGUUCUUCCCUCCUCUCCCUUGCUUUAAGACCUUUCUUCUUAUCUUACUUCAUUGUUACGUCAAAUACCUCUAAUGGAAAGAGAAGAGGGGUGUGACACAUGGGCCCUGUUGUCACCACCUGCAGCCUUGUUCCUCUAGAAAGUGAUGCUCUUGGGUUAGUCAGGCUGGUUUCUCCCAAAUAUCUCCCAGGAUGCUUAGGCUGGUUUCUCCCAAAUAUCUCCCAGGAUGCUUUCUGCCUCCACACUCAUGUCCCGAGCUCCUGCUCUGCUGAAGUGUAUGAUCCAUGCCCUGCCCUUUUCACUUUUAUUCUUGAUCUGCCCGCUCAGAUCCAUAGCCCCAAGCAGUACAUGGGACUUUCUUUUGACACAAGUGAGUUUGUCUUAUCCCACACACACUCCCUCCUCAAUUCUUCCAGAGAAUAUUUAUGAAAUGCCAACUGUGUGCAUGUCAACAUGUUAGACACUCAUCCUUGAAAAAGUCUUUUCAGUGAGGGAGAGGUACGGUGGAUUCUUUGAGACAUCUGAUUGAAUCAGAGCAGUAAAAAGCAUACCUUUCUCCUCCUCCAUCUUUUUUUUUUUUUUUUUUUUUUCCUUGCUGUGCUGGGGAUUGAACUCAGGGCCUCAAACAUGCUAGGCAAGUACUUUACCACUGAGCUAUAUCCCCAACCCACUCCCCAUCUUAGUAGAAGGUAUCUUCUAGAAAAGUCUUUCACAAAUCAGUAUUUCUCACUAUCAUGGAAUUGGUCAUUUGGGGUGACUAUCCCUUAUUUGCCUGCAGGAUCCCAUUUGAUGGUUCACAAUUUUGGUGAAGAGUAGUCUGCUUAGAAGGCUGUGAAUAUCCACUUGUGAAUAGUGAUUUUCUUAACACACUGUAUUCACCUCAUACAACUCAACUCCACGAUGAAAUCAGAAAGUCAACUCCACAGUAACAAAUCCAGUUGAAGAAUUGGCAUUUCAGAGGACCUUUUGCCCAAGCUUAGACAAUGGCAGUUGUUAAAAAAAAAAAAAAAAAAAUCAGGCCCUGAGAAUUAGAGGAUUUAACCCAAAUCUGGCCCUUUGACCACCUCUACCACCAGGAACUCC